Messenger RNA from Lepisosteus oculatus (spotted gar), 2975 nucleotides. The record is from RefSeq and is a predicted model, not a curated record. NCBI's taxonomy places the organism in Eukaryota, Metazoa, Chordata, Actinopteri, Semionotiformes, Lepisosteidae.
GGCAUGACGUCAGCAGGGCGCCGCGUCUGUGCUCUGUUGUAGAAGAAAGCUGCGCGCGCGCCGAGUUUAAACCAGUUGCGACCCAGUGGUGUGGAUGUGACUUUGGUACUUUUAUAUCGAACAACCAAAUAAAGUACAACGGGAAAUUUGAAGCCGGUGGUAUCACAUGGAAGAAUUCAAAAUAUUGAAUUUCGCGUGUUGUUAAGGGUGUCAGAAUCAGAGCUUAGCAGCAGAGUAGUGCUGGGAUUCAUUGGGCCAGACACCACUGGAUUCCCACCACAGGGGUGAGUGGGUGCCAACAGGGAUUCCAGGUUGGCGUGAAACAAGACGCAGCUGGUGCCAGGGUUGUGUGAGAUGAGCUCCACACUGCCUGGGCACGAUGUCGAGGCUGAGACAGGCGCUGAGUGGGAAGAUGGAUUCAGCUGGAGAUCUUCAUCAGGGUGUAUCCAAUGGCACUAAUACAUUAAACAUACAUGUUGAGGUUCAUAUGAAAUCUUCCAGUACAGCAAAGAAGGAGACAGUGAAGCUGCACGUCUUAGACUUGCUGAAGAGACACCGGAUGGUGUUUGGAGAUUUUAAAUGGACCGAAUUUGAUGACGAGUUUCUGGUCAACAACGUUGAAUCAGUCGCCAUUGUUGAUGCUGACUUUAUACAACCCGUUGACCUCAGCAACAGCUGUCUUUCCAUCCAUGUUUUCACGCUGAAUUAUGAGGGACCCAUGACGGAGAACCUUGACGAAGAAGACAACCUCGUCGCAGCCAAUCAGUGGCUUUUGCCUGCUGAGGAAUUUCAUGGAAUCUGGGAAAGUCUGAUCUAUGAGAAUGGAAUUAAAUCACAACUCCUUGACUAUGUUUCGACCACCAUCUUUUUCUCGGACAAAAAUGUGGACAGCAACCUGAUAGCCUGGAACAGGGUUGUGUUGCUUCAUGGUCCCCCAGGAACCGGGAAGACCUCUUUGUGUAAGGCUUUGGCUCAAAAGCUUUCAAUCAGACUCUCGAACAGGUACAAAUAUGGACAGUUUGUUGAGAUAAACAGCCAUAGUUUGUUCUCCAAAUGGUUUUCCGAGAGCGGAAAGCUUGUUGCCAAGAUGUUCCAAGCGAUUCAGCAGCUGAUAAAUGACCCUGAUGCUCUUGUCUUUGUUCUCAUUGAUGAGGUUGAAAGCCUCACCGCGGCUCGCAGUGCCUCGCAGGCCGGCACCGAACCAUCGGACGCCAUUCGUGUGGUGAACUCUGUUCUGACCCAGCUCGACCAGAUUAAACGGUAUCCAAAUGUUGUAAUACUGGCAACAUCCAAUGUAACUGAGAAAAUAGACCUGGCUUUUGUGGACAGAGCAGAUAUAAAGCAAUAUAUUGGUCCACCUUCUCCAGAAGCCAUUUUCAACAUCUACCUCUCCUGUCUAGAUGAACUGAUGAGGUGCCAAAUAAUUUGCCCCAAGGAACAGCUUCUUACCUAUCGAGAACUUAAAAUGCUUGGCUUCUUGGAGAACAGUGUGUCACAACUCAGUAUGUUCCUCAGACGAAUUGCAUUAAAGAGUAAAGGCCUGAGUGGAAGAGUGCUGCGAAAAUUACCGUUUUUGGCUCAUGCACUGUAUGUUAAGACGCCAACCGUCACGUUGGAGCGGUUUCUCGAAGCUCUGGCUCUGGCAGUAGACAAACAGUUUGAGGAGAGAACCAAACUGACAAACAGUGUAUGAGAAACACCAUCCGCCUUCAUGUCCAGUUUUGUGCAAUUCAAUUAAGGGAAAAAGAUUUAUAUGUUCUUUCAUUUGAUGAUGUUUUUGUUUUGUCCUGUACAUAACCUUUUUAACAUUGUUCUGGAAUGUACAAAUCCUAUAGCACCAGCUGUCUCUUUCCUUUGUCUCUGUAUUCUGUAGUUUAUUCUGUAAUUUGAAUCUACAAAGUAGGUCUCUAUGCAUUUUUAUGUUUUUCAGUUAUUGUUUAAGGAUGUUUGAAACCAUGCUUUGUUUUCAUCAUCAGAUAAUACUGAAACCCACUUCACGUUAUUCAGCAUACUUUUCAGUUUUUGGAAAACCUGCAGUGUAUGAUCUUUUAAUAUAUGUGAAAAACCCUUUGUAUGGAGAUUGGUGUGCAAAGGCCUAUUUAUUAUUGACCAGGACUUUGGUGCAUUUGCAUUAAUUAUCUUUGGCUAUUAUAGUUUUUAAUCUGCAUUCAAUGAAAUGUAUAUGGCCUACAUGGCUGUCUUUUAAAGAACAGAUUAGCUCUGCAGCUCUGAUGACAAGCUCUUGUCUUUGAGGGAAGUUCAUUGCUCUGGUUUUUUAUUUUGCUUGAGCUACCAGCUGAUUCAUUUAUCCGAAAUUAAAUUAAGCACUAUUUCCAUGUUUUAACCAGAAAAGGGAUGACGGGAGACCUAUGAAAAGUAUGGAAAUUCACCCCCUCUGAAAUUAGUUAUUAGGACAUUAAAAAAGCCUUAACCAAUUUAAAGAAUUACUAUUCAAGGCUGCUAUGAAGCUUUUCUUUAAUUUCCAGAAUGAAACAUGCAGGAAUCCCUCAUCAGAUAUAAUACUUAAAUAGUCCUGGAAACACCUGUAAAGUGCUAAACACCAGUAUAGUGUCAUCUCCUCUGGGUCAGGACUGCUCCUUUCUUUCGUGGCAGCCAAGAGCUUUUUCACUCUGGAGAAGUUUCUUCAGCUGUUGACGUAAGAAAUGUCUUAAGUUAUUGAGCUACUGUGGAGUUAUGAGGGAUCUGGACUCACAAUUGGAAGGUUGUGGGUUUGAAUCUUGUGUGUGAAACUGCUGUUGGACGCUUCACCAAGGUACUUCACUCACAAGCCACUGCAACGGUAUUAAAAAGAUAAAUAACCACAGACUUUGGGAAUGCCCUGUAAGUGGCAUCAUUCACAUUUUCACUGUGCAAAUACACCACAGAACAAUAAGCAAUAGAAACGUCAGUGUUAAGAGAGCUGGAUUGUUCUGUAAUGUGCUAGCUCUGACAAUAAAACUAAUGUUAAUAAAGCA